Hypoxylon trugodes is the source of this 2834-nucleotide messenger RNA. RefSeq lists its product as uncharacterized. Gene Ontology annotation, biological process: transcription elongation by RNA polymerase II. The record is from RefSeq and is a predicted model, not a curated record. Lineage: Eukaryota; Fungi; Ascomycota; Sordariomycetes; Xylariales; Hypoxylaceae. Bases 734 to 2185 code for a protein of 483 amino acids. The transcript is spliced from 2 exons. Gene Ontology annotation, cellular component: elongin complex; nucleus.
CGCAGAUCGGUGACCCACGUGUCAGCCUCAAGUCCAACUUCCUAACUACAACAUCCCUUUCAAGUGUUUUUUGUACGAGCAUAGGAAACAAUGUGCUGGCGAUUACAACAAGCCACUUGCUCCAUUUCGAAGUGUAACCUUAUAAUUAAUACUUAUAGUAUAUAUCCAUCCUCAUCGAUACAGUCUUUGGAUACUAGCCCAUUGAGGCUAUCCGCUCCCGAUACACUUGACUCGCCUGGAUGAUCGAAUCACAGGAAUACUAUUUUGGAUUCAAUAGUGAUAAUAACUCUUACAAUAAAAACCCCCAUAGUUCCUCGAAUAAGAAAUCGCUAGACGAACCCUACCCCCCGCGCGCCCCGUCCCGUCGGAAGAGUCUUCAAUAGGUUGGAAGUAAAAUCAGUCGGCCAAUCUUGUCACUGCGACCUCGACAUUUUUCGAAGCUUAAAAAAACUCAAACAAGUUUAUGAAGCGAACGAACCAGUGUGAUUGCCGUCUCUGUUGACAUCGAGUUUCUCUUCCAACAAUUUUCGCACGGUGCUUCCUCCAUCGAACAUCCUACUUUAUCCUACAACAACACAACAGUCGAGCAACAAGAUAAUCAUUUAUUCCAUUGUUAAAUAGGAGGAUAUCGCCUGAAGAACCAGAACAACACUCAAAACUCAAAGACUCCAAGGACAUUGAAAACCUAUAGCAAUAUCAUAUUUCUCAGUCCUCCGUCAACGACGAAGCCAAAAUGGUUAAAACUCUCGUGGAGCUAUGCACCGAGGUGUGCGUUAAGAACAUCUCAUAUAUUGACGAUGUUGGCGAUGCGCCAUACAAAAUUCUGCGACCAAUUCUACUAAAAAUUGACGACUAUCAGAAGCUCCUUGAGUUAGAAGAAAAGUCGCCUCACCUUCGAGGAGAUACUGAUGAAUGCUGGAAACGAAUUAUAAUGAAGAUUGACGAUUACCGAAAGCUCCUUGAAUUGGAGAAGCAAGCACCUCAUCACCGAGCGAUUACUGCUGAGGCCUGGAAACGUCUCGUCAACCAUGACUUCCUUCGUUUAUGCAAAACGCAUCCCUUCGAACCUAGCAAUAGCGAGCCGUGGUCUUCUAAGGUAUACAUGAAGUAUAAAGCUGUUAAUGACAAACAGAAGGCGGCUGCUUUGGCGAAGCUAGAAGCUGGCUUCAACAACAUUGAGAAAGAGAAGCAAGCAAAGGCGGCCAGUACAAUUAACUAUGACCCGAAGCUCUUGGGUCCUGCCCCGGGCCGUCGCAAGGUCCCGGGCUGGGGCGGCCGUACUGGUACAGGCGAACUUAGAUUCGGCGGCGGAUCGCGAACUAAGACGACCUCGGCUCGAAGCAUCAUGUUGAAGGCUCGCCGAGAGGCUGCGGAGAUGCAUCGCCGUAACAAACUUACCACUCCAACUGGCCAACUCUCGGUUCCGCAAGGUCAAAUCGCCCAAGCCCCUCUAAGCAUGCGAGAGGCGUACAGGAUCAAGUCACUUCCUACUACGAAAAUCCACCCACCGCUGUUACAAAAAAACAGUGCUCGCAGUGCGCGUUUAGCGCGUGAAGAUAAGGAACGUGACGCUGCAUUGUUGCGAGCAAAGAACGAAGCUCAUACAACCGCCGUUUCGGAUGAGGAUCUCUUUAGUGAAGGGGAUGACUUUGAUUACCCUGAUGAAGGUGAAGGCUCAGGUCAAGGAGGAUUAACUAUCGAAGACCUAGAGGGCUCCUGGGAGGAAGCGAACCCUCUUACGCCAACUGCCAGCACUGACACCAAGAGCAUCAAGACAGUGCCGACGUCCCAACGCAAAAACUCAUCUUCGCUACCUUCAGCCUCUAGCCCUACGUCGAAGGGUAAUUCGUCCAGUAUGUCAGGCCUUGCUAAGAUGAAGCUUGGCCGCUCUUGGAGGGACAAGCCUAUAAGGAUUGAGCCCGUCGAGAAGUCCACAUCUAAAGCGACUACAUCCAAGCCUACUGCAUCUUCGCCAACUGAAUCAAAGCCCACUUCAUCGUAUUCUCUACCAUCGCAAUCCUCAACUCGACGACCUUCAUCAUCCACUAAUAGCCGCGGCGGUUCUCCCACUGCGGGACCAAGUGGCUCGAACGUCCCCAAAGCUCCGGCCCCACUGCUGCGAAAGCGAAAAGAAGCCCCUUGCGUCUUUAUGAGGCCCAUGUCUAAGCCUCGAAAAACCACAUAGGAGGCAAAUUCAGAAAUGGUGUUGAUGUACGAUACGAAGGUGCAUCUAAAAAUGGAUUUGGGCGUAACUUUUUUAUGACGCUUCGCACCUUUUUUAGCGAUAAUUUUCGGGGCUGUCCUGAUCUCGAAGGAAAUAUGAUCAACAGACUACACCUUUUCACGCGGAUUUCCUUCACGACAUCUACGGCAAAUUUGAGGACUCGAGGGAAGCCAGACUAUCGGGUGCAUAUACUUGGCAUUGGCGCGGUCUAUUUUCUUUAUCAUCCCGAUUUGUACAUUUUCUACCGGGAAGCGAGGAUUCGCAUAUCGACUUCUAUGCAUAAGGACACGGCACGGCGAGAUAGUGUAUAUUACACAUAGCGAGGCGUUAAGUGCAAAGGGGUUUUAUUAGGUUAUGAUUUUCGGAGGGAGAUACCAGAACAAAUACAAAACUACAAAAAAUUGGGAAGUGGAUUUAUAGCAGGAGUGGUUUUGCCUGGGUGGUAGGCAUACUGUCAAAAUUAAGGAAUAGCGAGGUCUAGCAUAUCGGUUGCAUUUGCCGUCGCAUUUUCACUUGCAUCUGCAUUUUGCCCUUAGGGCUACGGAGCACUAUUACUUUACACAUACAUAAUGUGUUAUUGAAUUCGAGAUUUGCCAAAUACUUAAUGAUG